AGGGUUAAAUCUCUCAAGUGGCAGAAAAUAGUGGGGAGAUGGAUGGGGAUUUAUAAGAGUAAAUUAUCAUUAUGUUGUAAGCGUGGCACAUCCGCGUUUGGAGGUAAUUGCCACUAUCUGUGAAUGAAACACCUUCAAAUCGUUGCCAUGGUUGUACCCACGUUAUACCUUUGACCCUCGGAGGCAGAUCUUGCAGACUGAUAAACAACAAAGAGGGAGGGAGAGAGAGAGAGAGAGAGGCUGUCGGGUAGAGAGCAGAUCGCACCACCCAAUUAAAGGGAGAGAAGCAGCGAACAUGUCGGAUAAUAUCCCGCUGCAGCCUGUCCGCCAUAAGAAGAGCCACGAUUCCAAACAGCGGAGCGGAUGCUGUAGUUGUUGCUGUAGGGGAAGAGAUUUCAAACCUCGCACCGUGUGGCUUGGACAUCCAGAGAAAAGAGAACAGAAAUACCCACGAAAUGUCAUCAAUAAUCAGAAAUACAACUUCUUUACCUUUCUCCCUGGGGUACUUUAUAACCAGAUGAAGUAUUUCUUCAAUCUGUACUUCCUCCUGUUGGCAUGUUCUCAAUUUGUGCCAGAUCUGAAGCUUGGUGCCCUGUACACAUAUUGGGCUCCAUUGGGUUUUGUCUUGGCCGUCACGAUCAUCAGGGAAGCAGUGGAGGAGCUGCGAUGUUACGUCCGAGACAAAGAAGUGAACUCCCAGAUCUACAGCAAGCUCACAGCCAGAGGUACCGUGGUUGUCAAGAGCUCAAAUAUUCAAGUGGGGGACUUGAUUAUUGUGGAUAAGGAUCAAAGGGUACCUGCUGACAUGAUCUUCCUCCGUACAUCAGACAAAGGCGGGUCCUGUUUUAUCCGCACUGAUCAGCUGGACGGUGAGACUGACUGGAAGAUGCGCUUGCCUGUUGGAUGCACGCAGAGGUUACCCAUUGCAGCUGAUCUGCUACAAAUACGGUCCUCAGUUUAUGCAGAAGAACCAAACCUUGAUAUCCACAGUUUUGUGGGGACUUUCUCUCGGGAGGAUAGUGACCCACCAAUUAAUGAGAGUUUAAGCAUUGAAAACACAUUAUGGGCCAGUACGGUUAUAGCAUCAGGCACAGCAGUGGGUGUUGUUAUCUACACAGGCAAAGAAAUGCGGAGUGUUAUGAAUACUUCCCACCCAAAGAACAAGAUGGGGCUGUUUGACCUGGAGGUGAACUGUUUAAUGAAGAUCCUGUUUGUUGCACUGGUGGUGUUAUCCCUUGUGAUGGUCUCCCUGCAGCACUUCCGGGGACGGUGGUACCUCCACUUGUUUCGCUUCUUUCUUCUCUUUUCCCACAUAGUUCCUAUCAGUAUUCGUGUAAAUCUGGACAUGGGAAAGAUGGUCUACAGUUUGAUGAUUCGCAGAGAUGACAAAAUUCCUGGCACGGUGGUACGGGCCAGUACCACUCCCGAACAGCUUGGGAGAAUUUCCUUUGUUCUAACAGACAAGACAGGAACCCUUACAAAAAAUGAAAUGCAGUUCAGGCGUCUUCAUUUGGGGACAGUGUCCUAUGGAUUGGAUUCAAUGGAUGAAGUGGAGAGCCAUGUUUUUAGUGCUUAUACACAGCCUCCAGCUGCUUCACAAGAUAAAUCUUCAUCAGCAUUUCCGAAAAUACGUAAAACGGUUGCCGUUCGUGUUCACGAGGCAGUGAAAGCAAUCGCUCUGUGCCACAACGUCACGCCUGUCUACGAAUCUCGGGGACCUGACUCCACUGACCAAGCUGAAGCUGAGCAAAACUAUGAAGAUGCUUGUCGAACUUACCAAGCAGCCAGUCCAGACGAGGUCUCGCUGGUGCAGUGGACAGAGUGUGUGGGCCUGACUCUGGUGGGCAGGGACCAGUCCUCCAUGCAGCUGAGGACACCAGGUGGACAGAUUCUGAACUUCACCAUCCUGCAGGUGUUCCCAUUUACCUACGAGAGCAAACGCAUGGGAAUCAUUGUCAAAGAUGAAUCCACAGGAGAAAUUAUGUUCUAUAUGAAAGGAGCUGAUGUGGUCAUGAUGGGAAUUGUUCAGUACAAUGACUGGCUUGAAGAAGAGUGCGGCAAUAUGGCCAGAGAAGGACUCAGAGUUCUGGUUGUUGCCAAGAAGUCCCUAACAGAGGAACAGUACCAGGAUUUUGAGAAUCGUUACAUUCAAGCAAAGCUGAGUGUGCAUGACCGGUCAUUGAAAGUCGCUACGGUUAUUGAGAGCUUGGAGAUGGAAAUGGAGCUGCUUUGCCUGACUGGGGUGGAAGACCAGCUGCAGGCGGAUGUCAGACCCACCCUGGAAAUGCUGAGAAAUGCUGGAAUAAAGGUCUGGAUGCUCACUGGAGAUAAACUUGAGACAGCAACAUGCACAGCAAAAAAUGCACACCUGGUAACUCGGAAUCAAGAUAUCCAUAUUUUCCGAACAAUAACUAAUCGAGGAGAAGCCCACUUGGAACUUAAUGCUUUCAGAAGGAAACAUGACUGUGCGCUGGUCAUCUCUGGAGACUCCCUAGAUGUUUGCCUGAAGUUCUAUGAGUACGAGUUUAUGGAACUUGCCUGUCAGUGCCCGGCUGUUGUGUGUUGUCGAUGCGCUCCCACACAGAAAGCACAGAUCAUACGCCUGUUACAGCAACGGACCCGCAAACUAACAUGUGCAGUAGGGGACGGAGGGAACGAUGUCAGUAUGAUCCAGGCUGCAGACUGUGGAGUGGGCAUUGAAGGCAAGGAAGGAAAGCAAGCAUCUUUGGCGGCAGACUUCUCCAUAACUCAGUUCAAACACCUUGGUAGGUUACUGAUGGUCCACGGACGCAACAGCUACAAGAGGUCGGCUGCCCUCAGCCAGUUUGUCAUCCACAGAAGCUUGUGCAUCAGUACCAUGCAGGCUGUUUUCUCUUCAGUGUUUUAUUUUGCAUCUAUUCCUCUGUACCAGGGUUUCCUUGUUAUAGGGUAUUCCACAAUCUACACCAUGUUCCCAGUGUUCUCUCUUGUUUUGGACAAAGAUGUUAAAUCAGAAGUUGCAAUGCUUUAUCCAGAACUCUAUAAAGAUCUUACCAAGGGUCGACCGUUGUCUUUCAAAACAUUUCUGGUUUGGGUUUUGAUUAGUAUAUACCAAGGUGGAAUAAUCAUGUACGGCGCUCUCCUGCUGUUUGAUUCGGAGUUUGUGCAUGCAGUGGCCAUCUCCUUCACCUCGCUCAUUCUCACUGAGUUGCUGAUGGUGGCACUCACAAUCCAGACCUGGCACUGGCUCAUGAUCGUGGCAGAACUUCUCAGCCUCAGUUGUUACAUCGCUUCUCUUGUCUUCUUGCAUGAGUUUAUUGAUGUCUACUUUAUCAUCACAUUAUCCUUCCUGUGGAAAGUCUCAGUAAUCACUCUGAUCAGCUGUCUUCCGCUGUACAUCCUGAAAUACCUGAGGAGAAAGUUUUCGCCACCGAGCUACUCCAAGUUGACCUCGUAGAUUCUGAUGUCUAUGACCCCACUCCAGUUGGGAAUCACGCCCAGCAAUUUAGGGAAUUUAUUUGACGGUUUCAACUACUGAUGAACUAAAAUGCUACCAUAACAGUAAUGAUCAACUGGUGGAAAACAAUUGGGUGGUAAAGAUGACCAGAGAUGUGACCUGCUGCUUCAGUCAUAGGAUUUAAUGACACCCAGUCAAAAAGGGAAAUAAUGCACUGUUCAAAAGCAGGAGGCUAGAAAAGAAUAGAUUAAUGGUAGAAGAAUCAUCAACCUAUCGCAGCCAAUGAGCCACUGAUAAAAUCUAUGUGUAAAUGUGCUUAUCUUUAUCAUUCCUUAAUUUUAUUUGUGCCAUAAUCCUAAUCUGAGUUUCGGUUAUUGAUCUCUUUCCAUUCACCAUGCUUGGUAGUUGGUUACAUGGGUGGUGCAGUGGCAGAGUUGCUGCCUUACAGCGCCAGGGACCCGGGUUUGAUCCUGUCAGCAGGUGCUGUCUGUAUGGAGUUUGUACGUUCCCCCUGUUACCUGCGUGGGUUUUCUCUCACAUCUUCGGUUUCCUCCCACACUCUAACGACGUACAGGUUUUGUAGGUUAAUUGGCUUGCUAUAAAUAUAAAAAUUGCCGCUGGUGUGUGUAGGGUAAUGUUAGUAUGCGGGGAUCGCUGGUCGGUGUGGACUCGCUGAGCCAAAGAGCCUGUAUCUCCAAACUAAACAAAAAAUAAACUAAACUAGAAUGAUACAUUUUCUUCAGUCUUUCAAGCAACCACCCCAUUUUUCUGCCUAAUCAUUAUGGAUUGUGCAAACUAUGUUUUGUGCAUUUUCACCAUGGUUACAGAAUCGAGAGAUACAUCUUCUCAUUAUUGAUCUACUAACAUUUUCAAGAUGGUGGCUCAAAUACUAUGGGCAAAACAUUGUUUAUCCACGUGCACUAACCACGUAAUGUAGUAGGAUUUAUGUGUUGCACUUGCCUCUGAGAUUCAAUACCACUGGUAAUGAUGUCGGGAAAUUUCAGGAGUUCAAGGUACAUAGAAUACUAUAUUGCAUCUAUAUCAUGUCUGAACAAGGAUCCCAACCCAAAACAUCAUCUAUUCAUGUUCUCCAGAGAUGCUGCCUGAAAUGCUGAGUUA
Messenger RNA from Leucoraja erinaceus (little skate), 4555 nucleotides. Its product is annotated as probable phospholipid-transporting ATPase IIA. Gene Ontology annotation, biological process: endocytosis; phospholipid translocation; retrograde vesicle-mediated transport, Golgi to endoplasmic reticulum. Gene Ontology annotation, cellular component: trans-Golgi network; plasma membrane; endosome. NCBI's taxonomy places the organism in Eukaryota, Metazoa, Chordata, Chondrichthyes, Rajiformes, Rajidae. The record is from RefSeq and is a predicted model, not a curated record. The coding region runs from base 296 to 3436 and encodes 1046 amino acids. Gene Ontology annotation, molecular function: ATP binding; ATPase-coupled intramembrane lipid carrier activity; magnesium ion binding. The transcript is spliced from 28 exons.